AUGAACCGAGAAAACCUCACCGGGGUCUGGGAGGCACCUGCUGAGUUCAUCCUCCUGGGCAUCACAGAUCGCUGGGACCUGCGUGUGACCCUCUUCCUGAUCUUCCUGCCCAUCUACCUGGUGAGCCUGCUGGGUAACGUGGGCAUGGUGCUGCUGAUCUGUGUGGAUGCCCGGCUCCACUCGCCUAUGUACUUCUUCCUGGCCAACGUCUCCCUGCUGGACGCCUGCUAUUCCUCAGCCAUCAGCCCCAAGAUGCUAGUGGACCUGCUGCUGCCCUGUGCCACCAUCCCUUACGCAGCCUGUGCCCUGCAGAUGUUUGUCUUUGCAGGGCUGGCUGACGCCGAGUGUUGUCUGUUGGCAGCCAUGGCCUAUGACCGCUACGUGGCUAUUGGAAACCCGCUUCUCUAUACAACAGCCAUGUCCCGGCGUCUGUGCCUGGCCUUGCUGGGGGCAUCAUGCCUGGGUGGAGCAGUAAGCGCCUUUGUCCACACAGCCUUCACCUUCCGCCUGAGCUUCUGCCACUCCCGGGAGAUCAAUAGCUUCUUCUGCGACAUCCCUCCACUGCUGGCCAUCUCGUGCAAUGACAUCCUCCUCUUUGCUGUCUGUGGCUUCAUCCAGACAGCCACCAUGUUGGCUAUUGCCGUGUCUUAUGGCUUCAUUGCUGGGGCUGUGAUCCGCAUGCGCUCGGCCGAGGGCCGCCAGCGAGCAGCCUCCACCUGUGGCUCCCACCUCACGGCUGUGGCCAUGCUAUAUGGGACACUCAUUUUCAUGUACUUGCGUCCCAGCUCCAGCUAUGCCCUGGACACUGACAAGAUGGCCUCUGUGUUCUACACCCUUGUCAUCCCGGCUCUCAACCCGCUCAUCUACAGCCUCCGCAACAAGGAAGUCAAGGAGGCCCUCAGGCGGACCUGGAGUCGAUUCUGCCACCCAGAGCAGGGACACCAGUGA
Lemur catta (Ring-tailed lemur) is the source of this 948-nucleotide messenger RNA. RefSeq names its product olfactory receptor 5C1. Gene Ontology annotation, cellular component: membrane. Gene Ontology annotation, molecular function: odorant binding; G protein-coupled receptor activity; olfactory receptor activity. NCBI's taxonomy places the organism in Eukaryota, Metazoa, Chordata, Mammalia, Primates, Lemuridae. The record is from RefSeq and is a predicted model, not a curated record. Gene Ontology annotation, biological process: G protein-coupled receptor signaling pathway; sensory perception of smell.